This is a messenger RNA of Saprolegnia parasitica CBS 223.65, 3319 nucleotides long. RefSeq lists its product as hypothetical. Gene Ontology annotation, biological process: mitochondrial transcription. The coding region runs from base 18 to 2540 and encodes 840 amino acids. The record is from RefSeq and is a predicted model, not a curated record. Gene Ontology annotation, molecular function: DNA-directed RNA polymerase activity; DNA binding. Gene Ontology annotation, cellular component: mitochondrial DNA-directed RNA polymerase complex. The transcript is spliced from 2 exons. Lineage: Eukaryota; Oomycota; Saprolegniomycetes; Saprolegniales; Saprolegniaceae.
AUCGACUGCAAGCUAAGAUGCAGGCCGCGCGACUCCACGUCCGCCGAUGGCUGAGCCUUGCCAAGCCGACGGGCCUGGCAUCGCGCUCACCCGCGCUGCUUCCGCGCUGGCAGCAGCAGCACCAGCUCCUUCGUCACAGCCUUCCGCAGCACCGCAUGAAGUCGUCGAUCCCGGCCAUGCAACGGCUAGAGGACGACGACGAAAGCGACGAUGAGAGCCUCGACGACCACCUCUCCAAGCACAUGCCUCUCGAGAAGGCCGACUGGUUUGAACGCUCGCUCUCGGUCGCGCCCAUGCCGCAGCGCUACAAGCGGCCUCGUCAGAACACGGCGGUCUGGGACCCUACGCUCCUUCCGGAUGAGCCGACCAUUCCGUUGUACACACCACCAAUCAAGGACGACAGCCACCGACUCGGCGCAAUGACGCCCGAAGAGAUUGACCGCUGGCUCGAUGGUUACGAGAUUCCGGCCGAAGCCAUGAAGCUCCAGGGCAAGUCUGCGCAAGAAGUUCGCGAGCUUUACGCCAAGCAGCUUCGCCUCGAGCAGGCCAUCUACGAAAUGUCGGUGGAGACGAACAACAGCACCACGGCCAGUGUCGUCUCUCUCCAGAAGGGUAGCGAGAUCAGCGCGGCCAAGUCGUACAUCAACAAGUGGGGCAGCGCGUUGACAGAAGCGAUCCUCGACGAGAUCGCCGAGGUCUCGGACAACAACCGCGACGCGACCGCGAUCGACCGCGCGAUUUACGGCCCGGUGCUGUACCUGAUUUCGCCCGAGAAGCUCGCGCGCAUCGUCGUCACGACCGUGCUCAACCACGUGCUCAUGGAGGCCGACGGCGUCAAGUUCGUCAAGAUCACGCUCGCCCUCGGCCGCGACAUCCAGGAGGAGAUCAGCAAGGAGAAGCAGAAGUCGCGGUCGUCGGUCCCGGCGUUCGAGCGCAACUACACGCGCAUCUUCCAGGACAACAAGCGCGCCAACAUCCGCGCCCGCGCGCUCGAGUACUUUGAGACCGUCGGCGACUGGCCCAAAGAGCUCCAGCUCAAGCUCGGCUCCGCGCUCCUCGACCUCCUCGAGAAGAACUGCUACGAAGACGUUCCGGCCCCGACCGAGUCGGGCCUCUCGCACCUGCGCGAAGACGGCCCGGAGCAGCCCACGCGCGUCAAGGCAUUUCUGCACACGGUCCGCUUUGAGAAGAACCGCCGGUACGGCAUCAUCCGCUGCUCGCCGGAAGUGCACCAGAAGGUCAUGAGCGGCGACGUCUUCCUCCCGUGGUGCGCUCGCUACCUCCCGAUGGUCGUGCCGCCGCGCCCCUGGAACGGCGUCGCUAACGGUGGCUACCUCACGCUCCCGACGACCAUCAUGCGGCACCGCGACUCGCGCUGGCAGCUGCAGUGCGCCAAGCGCGGCGAGAUGGACCCGGUCGUCCAGUCCCUUAACAUGCUGGCCGACAUCCCGUGGGUCAUCAACCGGGACGUGCUCAACGUGGUCAUGGCGCUCUGGAACGCCGGCGGCGGCUUUGGCGACUUGCCGCCGCGCGACGACCUCGCGCUGCCGGAAGAGCCGCGUGUCGAAGACUACCAAAUGAUCGCCGACGACGCGGACCGCCUCGCCCGGUACAACGCCGAUAUGGACACGUACAAGAAGACGCUGGCCAAGAUUGUGAAGAAGAACCGCGAGUUCCACUCGCUGCGCUGCGACACGAUCUACAAGCUCCAGGUCGCCGAAGAGUUUCAGCACGAAGAGGCCAUCUACUUCCCGUACAACAUGGACUUCCGCGGCCGCGUGUACCCGAUCCCGCCCAACUUAAACCACCUCGGGUCGGACAUGUCGCGGUCGCUCCUCGUCUUCAAGGACAAGAAGCCGCUCGGCCCCGGCGGCCUCCGCUGGCUGAAGAUCCACCUCGCGAACCUCUACGGCAUUGACAAGUGCUCGUUCGACGAUCGCGAACAGUUUGCGACCGACCACAUGCAGCAGAUCCUCGCGUCGGCUGCCAACCCGCUCGGCGACGACCCGGACUCCAAGUGGUGGCAGGACGCCGAGGCGCCGUUCUUGGCCCUCGGCGUCGUCUUUGAGCUGGCCAAGGCCGUCCAGCACCCGAACCCGGAGGAGUACCUCUGCAACGUGCCCGUGCAUCAAGACGGGUCGUGCAACGGACUUCAGCACUACGCUGCCCUCGGUCGCGACCAGGGCGGUGGCGAGCAGGUCAACCUCGUGCCCUCGAACAAGCCGCAGGAUGUCUACUCGGGCGUCGCGGCCCGUGUCAUCCAGCGCAUGGAGCACGACUCGGUGCAGGCCGUGCCGUCGCUUGACGAAAUCAUCGACGACCUCCGCCGUCCUUUGAGAAGACGUGGUACGAGGACGAGAAGCUCGGCGCGCCGGCCAAGACGCGCCGGUCGUCGUACGUGCCGAAGAAGGCGCUCACGAAGGAGGAGACUCUUCUUCGUCUUGCCAAGGCCAAGGAGUUCGAGCUCAAGCGCCGCCACGAGUACGCCAACCUCCUCCUCAAGUCGAUCACGCGCAAGGUCGUCAAGCAAACCGUCAUGACGUCGGUGUACGGCGUCACGUACAUUGGCGCGCGUCGCCAGAUCCAAGCGCGGCUCGAAGAGGUCUUCCUCAUGGAAGGCCGCGGCAUGAACGAAGAGCUUGAAGAACAGAUCUACCACGCCGCCAACUAUGCCGCCGAGCUCACGAUGCAGUCGAUGGGCGAUCUCUUCACGUCCGCGCGUCUUAUCAUGGAGUGGCUCUCCAAGUGCACGGAGCUCGUCGCGAACGAGGGCCAGAUGAUGAGCUGGAUCACGCCGCUUGGUCUCCCCGUCACGCAGCCUUACCGCGUUCAGAGCUCCAAGCAGGUCCGCACUUCGAUGCAGCACGUGAUCAUCACGGACAAUGACUCGAAGCGCGUCAGCGUCGGCCGCCAGAAGUCGGCGUUCCCGCCCAACUAUGUGCACUCGCUCGACUCGACGCACAUGAUGAUGACGUCGCUUAAGGUCAUUGGCGAGGACAAGCUCGACUUCGCGGCCGUGCACGACUCGUACUGGACGCACGCGUGCUCGGUCGACCGCAUGAACGAGCGAUUGCGCCAGGAGUUUGUGACGCUCUACUCGCAGCCGCUGCUGCAAGAGCUCCGCGACCAGCUCGUCAUGCGCUUCCCGCGCCAGCAAUUCCCGCCCGUGCCCGAAGUCGGCGAGCUCGACCUCAAGGAAGUGCUGGAGAGCCCGUACUUUUUCAACUAGAUUUCCAUUCCUCGUAUUUAAGAACAAGAUGGCACCCAAUUACCGCUAUUAAAACAACUAAGACACUAUGUACACUUAUCCUUAUUGCCA